AUGUCGACCUUCAGUCCAUCACGAAAUAGUCCUGGUAGCUCCAGGCUACAGCUCCAGUUUGGUGGUGUUUCAAGGCUGAGAUCUUCGUCUUUAAAGAAGCCGCCCGAGCUGCUCCGCCGUGCCGUUGCUGAUUGUUUGUCCUCCUCCGCUGUUGUCGCCACUUCUCACCAUGGAACUUCCUCUGUUACUUUGACAGAUGCUUCUAGAACGCUUCGAGAUUAUCUGGCAGCCCCUACAACUACUGACCUGGCUUAUGGUGUAAUUCUAGAACAUACAAUUUCAGAGAGGGAACGCAGUCCGGCAGUAGUUGGAAGAUGUGUGGCACUUUUGAAGCGACACCUUCUACGAUAUAAACCUAGUGAGGAGACAUUAUUUCAGAUUGAUCGGUUUUGUGUGAGCAUAAUUGCUGAGUGUGAUAUUAGCCUAAAACGAAGAUCGUCAACGUGGUCUGGAUCUCUAAAUCAACAAUCUGUUUCAUCAACUUCUACAAAUUAUUCACCUUCUCCUCCUGUAUACAUUUUUGCUUCUGGAGCUCUUGUAAAGUCAUUAAACUAUGUGCGUUCCCUUGUGGGCCAACAUAUUCCAAAGCGAUCUUUCCAACCAGCAGCUUUUGCUGGAGCUCCCUCUGUGUCAAGACAGUCACUUCCAACUCUGUCAUCUUUGUUGAGUAGAUCUUUUAAUUCCCAAUUAAGCUCUGCAAGUGGGGUGGAAUCCUCAGAGAAGAAAGAUGCUACCACUUUACCUGUUUCAAACUUAUCAAAUGUUGAAAAUGCUGAGGUGGCAGAGGAUCUUGAUUACAUUGCGGUUGAUGUUUUGAAGUGGCGUUGGGUUGGGGGACCAUUUCUAUCAACUGAGAGUGAUCGUCCUGUGGAUCUCCAUGACGUGAGCAUAUGCAAAUUCCUAGAAUUAGGUGCUGCUGCUCUACUUGUAGGAGACAUGGAAGCUAAAAUGAAGGGUCAGCCUUGGAAAUAUUUUGGAACAGCUGAUAUGCCUUAUCUUGAUCAACUGUUGCAGCCUUCAUCGGUCACUACAAUUACCAAUUCAGCCUCAGCUCGCCACCACUUGAGAGCAAUAACAGCAUCUAAGCGCAGUAAAGCAGGACCUCGCCAAAUCUGGGAGGAUUCUCCUGUGACCACGUUCCGCCCACGUGCUCGACCACUCUUCCAGUAUCGUCACUACAGUGAACAACAACCUUUACGAUUAAACCCUGCCGAAGUAUGUGAGGUCAUUGCUGCAGUUAGCUCAGAGACAUAUUCUCCUAGUGCCAAUCAUUUGACCAUAUCAUCUAGAUUAAGUAAUAACAGUGGAAAGCCGUCAAUGGAUGUGGCUGUGAGUGUUCUUAUUAAACUUGUCAUUGACAUGUAUGUUUUGGACUCUGGGACAGCUGCUCCUCUCACUCUGUCUAUGCUUGAGGAAAUGCUUAAUUCUUCAAAAGCUGCUUGUAGGGUCCGUGCCUUUGAUUUAAUUCUGAACCUCGGGGUGCAUGCUCUUUUGUUGGAACCAAUGUUGAUCAAUGAUACUUCUACAAUUGAAGAAGAGUAUUCGCAAGAAUCAUUUUUUGACUGUGAAGAACAACUUCCAACAGAGGGGAACCAGAAAGCAGAUUCUGUUAACAAGUUGGGCGCUUCAUCAGCAAUUGAUAACUUUGAGUCAUGGAUUUUAAAUAUUUUAUACGAGAUACUUCUUCUUCUUGUCCAGACAGAGGAGAAGGAAGAAUCUGUUUGGGCUUCUGCUUUAAGCUGUUUACUUUAUUUUGUAUGUGAUAGAGGCAAAAUCUUGAGAAACCGAUUAGAAGGCCUUGACAUAAGGGUAAUUAAAGCCUUAUUAGAGACUAGCAGAAAGAAUUCUUGGGCAGAGUUGGUCCAUAGCAAGCUCAUUUGCAUGUUAACGAACAUGUUUUAUCAAGUUUCUGAUGGGUCUAUGAUGACUGUUUCAAUGAGCCCAGUGUUUCUCAUAGACCAGCUUGACCUGAUUGGGGGAAUUGAGUUUAUUUUCCAUGAGUAUUCUCUGGCUAACUUGAGAGAAGAGAGGAGAAAUCUAUACUUGAUUCUUUUUGACUAUGUGUUGCAUCAAAUAAAUGAAGCAUGCAAAGCUGCUGGGGUGUCUGAAUAUAGUGAUGAUGAGAUUCAACCUAUUGCAACUCUCCUCACUCUUGCUAAUGCACCUGAAGCUCUUUACAUUGCCGUUAAGCUGGGUUUGGAAGGCAUUGGGGAGCUUCUGAGAAGAUCAAUUUCUGCUGCAUUAUCUAGAUAUCCCAAUAAUGAGCGACUAAAUAUGCUCUUGGAGAAUAUUACAGAGAAAUUUAAUGCAAUAAUUAGUUGCUUUACUCAUUUGGACAAAGAGUUCUCUCAUCUGAUUGAAAUAACUCAAUCUUACAAGUUUCUGGAAAACGUAGAGGGUGCAGUUCUAAGAAAUGGUGUUGGCAUGAAAGCAAAAUUAUCAUGGGCCACUUUGCAUUCUCUUAUUCACUCAGAAAGGAUUGCUUACCGUCAGAAUGGCUAUACCUGGUUGGGUGAUUUGCUUAUUGCCGAAAUUACUGAGGGAAGGGACGUAAAUGUGUGGUCAAAUGUCAAAGAAUUGCAGCGGAAAAUUGCCUAUGCUGGUGAACAUGAUUCUUCAGUUGCUUCAGAUGUUCCUUUGUCAAUUCGGCUUUUGUGUGGACUUUUGAAGUCCAAACAUAAUAUCAUCAGAUGGGGUUUCCUGUUUGUAUUAGAGAGACUUCUCAUGCGAUGCAAAUUUUUGUUAGACGAGAAUGAAAUGCAACAACCGACUAGCAGCAAUGCCAGUCACGAGCAUGCAGGUAGCCGACUUGAGAAAGCAAAUGCUGUGAUAGACAUUAUGAGCAAGGCUCUAUCCUUGGUGGCUCAAAUAAACGAAACGGAUCGCAUCAACAUUUUGAAGGUAAUUUGUUGGUCAACUACUACAACAAUUAACCAACCUAAAUAA
Dovyalis caffra is the source of this 2946-nucleotide messenger RNA. NCBI's taxonomy places the organism in Eukaryota, Viridiplantae, Streptophyta, Magnoliopsida, Malpighiales, Salicaceae. The record is from the annotation of a GenBank genome assembly.